CAGACCGGUAAAGCAGCCAAAUCACAGAGCGGGCCAGCUUCUUAAAAAUACUUGAGACUUAAAAUUUAUCUUCAAAAUAUUUCAAAAUUGAACUGAAGGAAACUAUCUGAAACAUAGGGAAUAAGCAGACAUCAGACAAAGCGUACAGCUAUUUAUAUAGUCUGGAAGGUCAUUGCAAGGCGUCUCACAGCAGCUGGUAAAAAGAGCCUAAUUCAAACCAAAAGAUACCUACAAAACUUUCAACAAGUACAUAUGUUAGCUGGGUACUGGUGAAUAUAAGCACAAUUGUUAUAGCCAACCAAUGUAUUUAUUUCUCGGAUCCAUCAGCUAGUUUCAAAUAUAUCCCUCAAAAAUGGUGAUGCAACUUCAGGCGGUUUACGUCUUAUUCAUUUUUUCUUUAGUCUCAGGACAACAGUCUUUUAACCAGCAGCCACAAGAUACAACUGUGAUAGAGGGCGCCACAGCCACUCUCAUCUGCCUCAUCAAUAACUUGCAAGGUGAUAUUUAUUGGUUGAAAGGAGCUGUGAUCCUGGGCUCUACAACUGAUAGGCAGCUGCCUACUUACCCAAGAUAUCAAAUCACAGAUGAAAUAUCUGGUGGCAAUCUUCGUAUAGAAAACGCUCAAAUUGAAGACGAUGACGAUUAUACAUGUCAAGUGUCAGCAGCUGCCAAUAACCCUCAGUUAGUCUCUAACAGCGCACAUCUCACGGUUCAAGUGGCUCCUGAUGAUCCUGUCAUUUCCUCAUAUACAAACGGCAGUAAAGUUACAGUUCUACCACCGAACACCAUUGCUCUGACAUGUGUUGCGAAUAACGCUCAGCCCGAAGCAAAUAUCACUUGGUAUGAGGAUAAUGACCCCGCUGUCGCUGUACCGGUUGUUGUUAUUACUGAUGCUGGCAACAAGAAGAAGAAUGUUGCGAGUACAAUUACAUUACAACCCACCAAAGCACAAAAUGGAGUAGAGAUGAAGUGUAGAGUAGAACACCCAGCUUUGGAAGGAUAUUCACCAUUCACAACUGUUACACUGGAUGUACAAUAUGCGCCCAAUGAACCACAGAUUUCUGGCUAUGAGCCCGGGACUUCCUUGAGGAAAGGAGAACAAAAGUCCUUCACAUGUUUCUCAGUAGGUGGAAAUCCGCAACCUGAUGUGUUUUGGUAUAAGAAUGGAGAGCUAUUUGACUCAUCGUACACGACUGGGGGUAACAUGGCCCAGAAUGAGUUGGUGUACACUGUAGGAUACGGGGACCACAAUCUUCAGCUGGAGUGUAGGGUCAUUAGUAUAGUGCUGGCGACGCCGUAUUCAACUACUAUUACUUUAACCGUUCAUUAUGCUGCAGCCUAUGUAAAUGUUACUGGAAAUGAGAACUUAGUGAGGACAGGUGAUUCAGUCUUGCUCACCUGCACAUCAGAUCCACCUGAUCCACCGUUCAUAUCUGGUUAUCGAGGGGCAAAGGUCAAAGCUGGUUCCAUCAUGUCUCUGACAUGUGUGUCAGUUGGAGGCAAUCCCCUAGCUGACCUCAAGUGGUACAAAGGAACGGAGGAGUUGGUGGGGUCUCAUGAAACGAGCAAUCGUCUUGUCAACAGCAAGCUGACAUGGAUUCUCUCCCAGGAGGAUAACCAGGCAGUUUACAGUUGCAACGCUAGUAACAGCGCCACUCCAGUUCCUCUACAUUCAUCAACAACACUCAAUGUUUUGUUUCCACCGUCAUCUGUUAAUGUGACCGUAACUGCUGGGACGAUUCAAGAAGGCCAAAAUGUUAACAUUAUAUGCAGGACAGCCAGCAGUAAUCCAAUAUCAGUCAUAACAUGGUAUAAAGAUGGAACUGAAAUCCAAGGUGAAGACGUUGCCAACAAAUCAGGUGCUAAUGGCGGAUACAUAACACGUAAUCGAUUGCGUCUCCAAAAGGUCGGUCCAGAUGAUAAUGGGAAGAUAUUUAAAUGCAGUGCCCUCAACGAGCUGUUGACUGAGAGUGUGAACGAUGCCGUCACUCUAAAUGUUAGAUAUGCCCCUAAAAUGACCGUGGAAAAUGGGACCGUUAUCCGUAAAACGGAGCUGUCUGGUCAAGUGAGACUCGAGUGUGCUGCCCAUGGGAAUCCAAGUGAAGUAACAUUUAAGUGGUCGAAAAAUAACGUAAAUAUAUAUCUUCCAAAUUCCCGAUAUUAUAUGGAAGACUCUGGUACUUUUGUAAUACGCAACGCUACUAGAACAGAUGCUGGUGUUUACAAAUGCCUAGCAACCAAUGAAGUAGGCAGCGGUUACAUAACAGCCACUCUCAAAAUAGACUAUCCACCAAGGAUUACUACAGGGGAACAUAUAAUUGUCAACCUGGGUACGCCUGGACAAUUGAGAUGUGAGGCCACUGCUAACCCUAAGCCAUCUGGCUUCAUCAAAUGGAGUAGGGAAGGCUACGACAUCAGCAGAUAUCAACAGGAGUUCAUUAACGAUGGCAGUGUUUUGAAAAUUCCAAGUGUUUCUAAAGGGGAUGGUGGACUUUACAAGUGUCAAGCAGAUAAUGGCAUUGGUGCAGCCACAUCAAAAGAUGUCCUUGUUAUUGUACAAUAUAAACCUGAAAUUGACACUACAGGUAAUGGUAAGGUCGCGACCAGUACCGGUGAGACGGCGCUUCUAAAGUGCAGGGCACAAGGUGCUCCAGUAGUGAAAUUUAAGUGGAAGCGUUUUGGGAAAGAUCUGAAUACGACCAUUGAUCGUUACACAAUGGAAGUUGGCUUAUUAAGGUUGUCGGAUUCGUAUGAGUCUCGUUUGGUGAUCAACUACGUGGAUGAGGUAGAGGAUUUUGGUACUUACACCUGCAUUGCAUAUAAUGAUAUUGGUGAAUCAACCUUCAACAUUGUUGUUGAGAAGAAAAGUGUUCCUGAUGCUCCCACUGGCCUUAAGGUUUUGUCUGUCACACAUGAUUCUGUUAGACUAACAUGGCUUGCAGGUUUUGAUGGUGGAUUGAAUCAAACAUACCAGAUUCGAUUUCGUAGGGGCGAUCUCACCUCAUUUCAACUGAUGGAUGUAGAACCCCUAUAUGCCACCAUUUUUACAGUUACUGGACUAAAUCCACUUUCAAAGUACGAGUUUAGUGUCAGAGGUCGUAAUGAUCUUGGGUCUGGACCAUUCAUUUUGAACUCUAUCGAAGCAACUACUAGUUCCAAGCCUUCUCAACCACCGGGUUUCCAAAAGAUAGGUGCUGCUGGUGUGUCACUAUGGAUCGUGCUUUUAGUUGCAUUUUUUGGAUUCCUGUUCUGUUGUUUUGUGAAUGGCUUCUUGUGCUGUUGUCUUAUCAAAAGGAGGAAGGGGCAUAAAUUAGGGAAAUCUUCUCCAGAACCAAUCAGAAAGGAAGAUUUUGAGCUUGCCAAAUCGCAAACUUCUGAGAAUCCGUAUCAAAAUGGAACUAUAUCCAGUUACGAUAGAGACAGCUCCAAAGAGUCUGAUUACGAUCCUUACUAUUACGGAGAUCACCGAUCAUACGAUGACCGACGCCGUGAUCGAGACUUCAGCGAUGGUGCUACAUAUAGCGAAGAGGAUCGGUACAGCGACAAUAGGCAGAUAUCACCAACGCCAACAGACUGUUCAGAAUACAAUGGUGGAUUAUAUAAUACAGGUUACAGGGCACCCCCAGAAAGACCGCCCUCUUACAGUAGCUUUGAUUCCUAUGCAGGUGGACGUGGGGGCCUUACUGGAAGCAUCAUAACUGAAUCCCAGCUUAGUGAAAUUGAAGAACAAGAAGAAAAAGAUUAUGCAGAUUUACUACGAAUGAAACAAAGCCAAGUGCAAAAAACUUUAUCUGGACAGGUUCGCCAGGUCUCAACACCAACACCGCCCCCAAUACAGAUGGGAAACUUUGUUCCGCUAACCAAAGCCCAACAGCCAAGUCAAUCAAUACAACGAGAUGCAAUCAGUGAAGAAGGUUUUCUGGUCUGAAAUCAGCUUGAACAAAUUAAUGUUACUGGCCUUCAUUAGACACCAUCUGCAAGUCAUGUGUCCUAUAGUUGGGUCGAUAUUAUAAACAGACACAAGCAAGGCUCAGUGAAAAAUGCAUCGUUCCUGAAUAUUUUUUCAUUAAGGCACGUUGUUAUUGUCAAAUGUGUUAGUUGGAACACUGGUAAACUGGUCUAAAUCACUUGAAAAUUGAACUUGAACAUUGUCAUAAUGGUUUGUUAAUGCUCCAAAUGAUAAAUGUUGACAAAUAACUUUCAAAAAUAGCUAGGCCUAUGAUUUUAAUGGCUAUAGCUUUAGGAUCGUAAAGGAUUAUAUAAAUUCCAGAGCUUAGAAUGCAUAGAAAAUGCUGUACUGAGUAUAAGAACACAAUCAUGAACAAUCAUGCUGCCUUUUCUUGCCAUUUGUUUCCCACAUCAUUGGGAUGUUGUUUUAACCAUAAAAAUUCCUCUUAUACUUUUACGGCCAACUCAGCGAUAUAGUUUAUUGGGCUGUGUCAUAUGAUUCUGUCUGGGUUGGCCUUUACGCUGAUCAAAGUAUGUUACACCAACUAAAGAUCACAUGACCACUAGUUCAUUGUUUUAUCUCAGUGUGUAAAUGUUUUGCAAGAUUCAACAUUCCAUAAAAUUAGUUAUUAUUGUAUUCAAGAGAUGGCCAUACAGAGUAUGAAUGUAUUAUGUUCUGAGUUUCAAUUAGAGCUCAUAGCUCUACUAAGUUUGUACUGAAUCUAUUAACCAGCAGAUAUCAGUUGACACUCGGUGGGCCUAAUAGAAUCUGCUAAAUAAAACUGGAUUGAAUCGUUAACCUUAAGUGACUUAUGGAAAAUUGUGGUCGUGUGUGAAUAUUGUAAACUAGAAAGCAUUCACCAAAUAAUUUCUAGUAAGUGUUUUAAUUGUGGACAAUUGUGGAAAAGAGUAACAAGUGUCCUUUGGACCAAGAGGCUAAGAGAUUUUUUUUAAACAUGGUGCAUAUUUUUAGCUUUUAUGGGAAAAUCAAUGGCAGUUUGAUGGACAUAAAAAUGGUUAGUGCACGCAUACGGUGACUGACAACUGUACAGCUUCAUACAUUGUGUCAAAUGCCAUUUCAUAUAUUGAUGAGACUUUCUAUAAAAUGUAGUUGUAAAAGGUGCAAAUGACACAUUUGAUAUUAUAGGUGUUUUUGUUUUUUGCUUGAGCCAAAAUAUGUCGGGUAGAAAUACAAUAAAAUUACAAAAUGGGGGUAAAUAUUGAAAUUAAUUGAAAUAUGGCUCAGGGUUGCACACAUUUUUUAGAUCAUAUUUUAAACUAAUGAAGUUGUUCUAAUAAAAUUUCUAUAUAUGUAAGUUUAAAUAAGCUUAUAGCAUUUCUUCAUGACAUGUACACAAAUACCAAGGAAAUUUUUAUAAUUUUAUUUCAACACGUGUCGAAUAUGAUGUAUUUAUAAUGGUACAAAAUGAAAUUAUGCAACUCAUAUUUUGUAUAUUUCAAUAUCUUUAAAACUUGAACGUAAACAAAAAUUUAAAUUUGCAUUCCCUUACUAAGAGAUUAUUGUUGCCUAGGAAACAUAGUUGUCUUAGUUACCAUAUUUAGUUUCUUGAUGUUGCAAUAACCAAUAUUCUCCAUUAUAUAGUCAAUUAGGAUUUAAAAGUUUUAUGAAAUUUCUGAGUACUGUAUUGUCAGUAUCUGAGAAAAACCAAAUUGCUGGGUACACGCUGCGGCGAUGAAACCACCGCAAUGAGGGCACGCGUAAUGGAUCUUUUAUAAUGGCAAUCCAUUCAGAGUGCUACCUACAACUGACGGCUUUGUGUCAUCAAGCAUUCACUGAGAGUGGAGUGUAUACAUCAGCCAACAAUUGUACAACUGUCAUGUGACAUACCGUACAACUGUCAUGCAACACUGUGCUUGCCCAACUUUAGUUAAUGGUGUAUUUAGAGGGACUACGCCCAAAUCCUACAAUUGA
Messenger RNA from Anneissia japonica, 5881 nucleotides. RefSeq names its product nephrin-like. The transcript has 23 exons. Gene Ontology annotation, molecular function: protein binding. Bases 353 to 3928 code for a protein of 1191 amino acids. NCBI's taxonomy places the organism in Eukaryota, Metazoa, Echinodermata, Crinoidea, Comatulida, Comatulidae. The record is from RefSeq and is a predicted model, not a curated record.